AGGUAAAUAAAGAUGAAGGUUCGGGUGAAACCUAAGCAUGAGGCAGGAGCAGCUGUCAAUUAUAUAUCGAGGAGGGAAGCUCUGAAGAAGCUGCAAUUGUCUUUGAAAGACUUUAGGCGCCUUUGCAUCCUCAAGGGCAUCUACCCUCACGAACCCGCUCACAAGAAGAAAGUAAACAAGGGAUCGACUGAGAAUCGCGUGUGGUACUACAGAAAAGACAUCAAUUUUCUGGCGCAUGAACCGAUCAUAAACAAGUUUAGAGAGCAUAAGGUCUUCCUGAGGAGACUGAACCACUACAAGGCAAAGAAGAACGAGUCCAAAGUGGAAAAAUUAUAUGCGAAUAAGCCGGAAUACAGUCUUGACAGGGUUGUCAAAGAACGGUAUCCUACCUUUGGUUCUGCUAUUCGCGAUCUCGAUGAUGCCUUGUGUCUCUGUUUUGCUUUUGCGACAUUGCCGCACACUCGUAUUCUCAAAGAAGGGCUCAUUGACAGCUGUCGACGACUUACAGCAGAGUUUAUGCAUUAUGUUAUAGAAGCACAUGCCCUCAGGAAUACGUUUAUAUCAAUAAAGGGCAUAUACUAUCAAGCAGAAAUCUGUGGCGAAAAAGUCACUUGGAUUGUUCCACAUGAGCGUGGCUUACCGCACGUUACGGAUGUUGAUUUCACUGUUAUGGUUACAUUUGCUGAAUUCUACGUUGCAAUGCUGGGAUUUGUAAACUUCCGCCUGUAUCAAAUGAUAGGAUUAUACUAUCCGCCUCAAAUUCAAACUGGUCAGAACGCUGUUGCCGCAGAUACCACAAAUGAGGAAGAUGUUAUGGAGAAAGUUUACAGUCUAGCGCGGCCAUUGGCAAAGAAGGCUGAUGCUGACAAUGACAAAGAUGAGGAGGAGAAUUUCGAAAUGUUUGGUGAUGAUGAUAACGCGUUAGCUGAGAAAGUGAAGGAGGCGAAAUCUAUAAAAACCCUUUUGAAAGGAUUAGUUUUCUUUUUGAACCGAGAAACACCCAAGGAAGCAUUGACUCUCAUCAUCAGGAAUUGUGGAGGGAUUGUAGGAUGGAGUGGCGGACCAACUUCCUUAGAGGAAUCAAGUCCAAAAAUCACGCAUCAUGUUGUCGACAGACCAAUGACGAAGUUUGACGUUAGCAGGAGGUAUAUACAGCCCCAAUGGGUUUUUGACUCUCUGAAUGCUCGGCGUAAACUGCCAUGUGAAAAAUAUAUGCCUGGUGCGCAGUUGCCUCCGCAUUUCUCACCGUUCACUAGCGAAAAGCCAGGAGAUUAUGUGCCAAUGGAGCGGUUGGAGGAGCUGAGAAGUCUCGGCCAGGAUGUUUCUGCUCUUGUGUCAAGCGAGCCAGCCUUACCAUCCACUUCCAAGCCUAAGAAGCUCAAAAAGCCACAAGAAGAAGAGAAGGGAAUGCGCGUUACACUUGGAAAGAUGCACACGAAGAAUAAGCAGCUUGAGAUCAAUCAACAGAUGCGCGAAAUGAUGAUGAAGAAGAAACACAAACGAGUGUACCAUAGCAUACGUCAAAAGAUGAAAAAGGAUAAGAGUGGAGCACUGAAGUUGAAGGAAAAGCCAAAUUUGAACAUUGCAAUUAACCCUUCACAAAUGAAACACCACAAUAAGAAUGCCAAAAAGAAAAUCAAAAUCGAACAAAUACUUUUUCGAGAGCGUAGCAGAUUAUAUAAACAUAGACGGACGGAUUCAAAAGUGCAAAUUUGGCAGAAGAAACGAAGACAUGAAGAUAAAGCAUUUGUCAAAGGUUCAGCAACCAGACUCGACUUUUGUGUGAAAAGCGAAAAGUAG
This is a messenger RNA of Cylicocyclus nassatus, 1800 nucleotides long. The record is from the annotation of a GenBank genome assembly. NCBI's taxonomy places the organism in Eukaryota, Metazoa, Nematoda, Chromadorea, Rhabditida, Strongylidae.